This is a messenger RNA of Trifolium pratense (red clover), 2240 nucleotides long. RefSeq names its product pentatricopeptide repeat-containing protein At3g57430, chloroplastic-like. Gene Ontology annotation, molecular function: protein binding; RNA binding. Gene Ontology annotation, biological process: RNA modification. The record is from RefSeq and is a predicted model, not a curated record. The transcript has 3 exons. The coding region runs from base 1 to 2082 and encodes 693 amino acids. NCBI's taxonomy places the organism in Eukaryota, Viridiplantae, Streptophyta, Magnoliopsida, Fabales, Fabaceae.
AUGACAUUGUUUCUCAGAUUCUACCCAUUGAGCACCACUUGGAAGCGGAAACAAAAACUUCAACUUUUCACGACCCUUUUGCACGCUUCGGAACCCCAUCCCCCUCACAUCAUCUCCACCAAUAUCUCCAUCGCUCACUGUGCAAAAAUCGGGAAACUUGAAGAAGCUCGCCACAUGUUCGAUGAAAUGCCGCUUAGAACUGUUUCCUCAUGGAACACCAUGAUUUCUGGCUACUCUCAAUGGGGGAAGUACACUGAAGCUUUGAAUCUUGUUUCCAUCAUGCACAGCUCUUGUGUUAAGUUCAAUGAGGUUUCUUUCUCUGCGGUUUUGAGUGCGUGCGCGCGUACUGGGUCUUUGUUUCUUGGAAAGCAGGUUCAUUCCGUCCUUUUGAAAUCUGGACAUGAGAGGUUUGGACUUGUGGGGAGUGCUUUGUUGUAUUUUUAUGUACAUUGCUGUGGAAUAGGAGAAGCUGAGCUGGUUUUUGAGGAGCUGUGUGAUGGAAAUCAUGUGUUGUGGAGUUUGAUGCUUGCGGGGUAUGUGCAGCGUGAUAUGAUGGGUGAUGCUAUGAAAAUAUUUGAAAAGAUGCCUGUUAGGGAUGUUGUGGCUUGGACUACGUUGAUAUCCGGGUAUGCGAAGAGGGAAGAUGGGUGUGAGAGGGCUUUGGAUUUGUUUGGGUGUAUGAGGAGGAGUUCUGAAGUGUUGCCUAAUGAGUUCACUUUGGAUUGUGUUAUAAGGAUUUGUGCUAGACUUAAGAUUCUGUGUGUAGGGAAGGUUGUUCAUGGACUUUGCAUUAAGGAUGGUUUUGAUUAUGAUAACUCAAUUGGUGGUGCACUUGCUGAAUUUUAUUGUGUUUGUGAUGCUGUAGAUGAUGCCAAGAGAGUUUAUGAAAGCAUAGCAGCAGAAGCUUCUUUGAACGUUGCUAACUCGUUGAUUGGUGGCCUUAUCUCAAUGGGGAGGGUCGAAGAAGCUGAGCAGAUCUUUUGUGGAUUGAGAGAGAAAAAUCUCAUCUCUAAUAAUUUGAUGAUUAAAGGUUAUGCGAUGAGUGGUGAGUUUGAAAAAUCGAAAAAAUUGUUUGAGAAAAUGAGUCUUAAACAUUUAACCUCCUUAAAUACCAUGAUAACUGCAUAUUCGAAAAACGGUGAACUUGAUGAAGCCGUGAAGCUUUUUGACAAAAUUAAAGGUGAAAGAAACUGUGUAACAUGGAAUUCGAUGAUGUCGGGUUACAUUCAUAAUGGUCAGCACAAUGAGGCUUUACAAUUAUAUGUGACUAUGUGCAGAUUAUCAGUCGGGUAUAGCAGAUCAACAUUCUCUGUCCUAUUUCGUGCUUGUGCAUGUCUAUGUUCUUUUCAACAAGGACAGGUACUUCACGCUCACUUAGCGAAAACACCGUACCAGGCGAAUGUUUACGUCGGGACCGCUCUUAUAGACUUUUAUUCCAAAUGCGGCCGCUUGGCUGAUGCUCAAAGGUCAUUCACCAGCAUUUUUUCACCAAAUGUAGCAGCAUGGACAGCUCUUAUAAAUGGUUAUGCAUAUCAUGGACAUGGAUCUGAGGCAAUUUUACUCUUCCGCUCAAUGUUAGUUCAAGGAGUUAUUCCAAACGCAGCUACUUUGGUCGCUGUUCUUUCUGCCUGUAGCCAUGCCGGUCUAGUUGACGAAGGUUUGGAAAUCUUCCACUCAAUGCAGAUAAGCUACAGAAUAACCCCAACAAUAGAACAUUACACAUGUGUGGUGGAUCUUCUUGGUCGGUCCGGCCAUGUGAAAGAAGCAGAAGAGUUUAUUACACAAAUGCCUAUCAAAGCAGACACUGUAAUUUGGGGAGCUUUGCUUAAUGCCUCGUGUUUUUGGAAUGACAUGGAAGUGGGAGAGAGAGCUGCUGAGAAGUUGUUCAGUUUGGAUCCAAAUUCGAUAUCUGCUUUUGUUAUUCUGUCUAACAUGUACGCCAGACAAGGUAGAUGGGGGAAAAAGACAAAAAUUAGGAGGAGAUUACAAAGUUUGGAAUUGAGAAAAGAUCAAGGGUGCAGCUGGAUUGAGCUGAACAACAAUAUUCAUCUGUUCUCUAUGUGCCCACUUGUAUAUUUUUAGUCAAGCCCAAAGUCUCCCAAAAGGAAUCAUGGGAGAGGUGGAUUCAGCUUUCAUUCAAAUUCCAGAAAACAGGCCAAAACUUUCCAUCAUCCAAGCUGAAGGAAUUCCUGUAAUCAAUCUCUCCCCAAUAAUCGACAACACAAUUCAAGACUCCUCUG